Molecule: messenger RNA, 1347 nt
Organism: Rhipicephalus microplus (southern cattle tick)
Lineage: Eukaryota; Metazoa; Arthropoda; Arachnida; Ixodida; Ixodidae
Product: tigger transposable element-derived protein 4-like
Source: RefSeq, a predicted model, not a curated record
AUGAGAGACUCAGCUUAUCCCGAAGUGGAAAAGGCCCUGCUUCUCUGGCUGAAGAAGGCGCGGAGCAUGAACCUGCCGGUUAGCGGACCCCUUCUGACCGAAAAAGCCCUAACUUUCGCAGAUCAGCUGAACUGCCCCGGUUUUGCCUGCAGCAACGGCUGGUUGUCGCGGUUUAAAGCCCGCUACGGCAUCGUGGGGAAGGUUGUUUGUGGUGAGGCUGCUGCAGCAGACAAAGAAGGCGCUGUUGAAUGGCAGGACACCGUUUUGCAGGAAGCCUUGACAGCCUACGAUGCCGCCGACAUUUUUAAUUUUGAUGAGUCGGCACUUUUUUAUUGCCUUCUUCCAAAUAGGACAUUGGCAUUUAAAAAUGAGACGUGCACCGGCGGGAAACACGCCAAAAAUCGCAUAUCGGUCGCUUUUGGCGUAAAUAUGACCGGUAGUGAGAAGCUGCCACUGAUGGUCAUUGGCAAGUAUGGAAACCCGCGGUGCUUCAAAGGCGCUCGGCUGCCAUCCGGUGUUGUUUACAAGCACAACAAAAAAGCCUGGAUGACAGCCCAGCUGUUCGAGGAGUACGUGCGCCAGCUGGACCGCCGUUUUGCUGCCAAGAAAAGGAGCAUUUUGAUAGUGCUUGACAAUGCGUCGGCGCAUGUCGAUGUGGGUAACCUGUCGGCUAUUAAGCUGUUGUUUUUGCCGCCCAACACGACAGCGCUCGCCCAGCCCCUCGAUCAGGGCAUCAUCCGCUCUGUCAAACAGAUUUACCGCAAAAAUCUUUUGCGGCGGAUGUUGAUCGCCAUGGAGAGUGCCAAAACGUACAGUAUAGACCUCCUGGGUGCUAUACACCUGCUUGCACACUCAUGGAUGCAGGUGCAGCCUGCAACGAUACGGAACUGUUUCGCGCGAGCACAAUUCAAGAUGCCAGAAGAAGGCAACGACGAGAACAUGGAGGAUAACGAGGAUGGUGAGGACACCGAAGACUGCGAGAGCCUCCUUGUUGAGGUGCUCGAGCGGCAAGGAGAGGGAGUCGACAAGUUCAACUUCGGCACUUUCCGAGAUGUGGACGGAGACGUCCUUACAUCCCCGGACUUUUCCGACAGCGACAUUGUUGCCGCCAUCGCACCUCGUCCCGAUUCAAGCGAAAGUGAGGAGGAGGGCGAUGUCGAAGUGGACGACGGCCCCUCGUUAUCCGAAGCUGCGCGUGCUGUGACUGUGAUGCGAGCCUUCGCCGAGAAGCGUGGCCUAAUGGACCGGCUGGCUCGCGGCCUCACCGACUUCGAAGAUGCCGUCGUCGAGGCAAGGCCACCACGGCGGCAAGUGAAGAUCACAGAUUUUUUUGCUGCCUGUCCAUAA